UUUCGACACAUGAAACAUAUCGGUGGUUACAAUGGUGGUCGUGCGAUAACGUGAGGGGGCAAUCAAGAAAAUUACGGUUAAGGAUGUUAAACCACGAGGGUAUAAGGAGAAAACCCCCCCACGGGCGGGGAUCACGGAAUCGAGUUUCGAUCGACGUUUUACCUCCUACGGAGACAAAUGCAGGAGCCCGAUAUCCGCGUAGGAACGCCUAUCGAUCCUCGCCGUCGAAGGUCAUUCGUUUUCGUCCUAAAUCCAGCGAGAUUGAGGGACGCGGCUCGAUAAAUGCCGGCGCAGAAAUUGAUUUAGAAGAUUUUCACGGGCCGUUUGACCGCGCGGAAACCUGUGGACAGAGAAACGGAGAACGCGUGUUGUUGUUCGGCAGGACGUCGAUGUGUAACGGGGGCGCUCGAUCACACACAGAUGACCAAUCAGGGAGCCAACUGUUUCUCAGCCGAGUUGGGAAACCGAGGAACCGGUCGGUACGCCGGUUGUUAUCGCGUUCUCUACAUGUCGAUCGGGGAGGAAGGAUCCAAAGGCAGCGCGCGAGCGUUUCAAACAAUAGAACGCAAGACAGCUUCAUAUCCACCAUAGUAGGACGUGGUCACAGGCCUGGAAGAAACGCGAAGUGACACGUUCGACCGAUUCGAAAAUUCGGUAGCUUUCCGUUACCCCGAAGAUGAUACCGCCGUUGCGUCCCUAGGGAGCCUUUGUAGCCAGCGGCCACCGCCACCCCCGCGCGAAAGCCUCUCCUUAAGGGUCGGAUAAGAGGAAGAAACAAAUCCGCCACCUUUGGAUAUGAGAAGACGAGCGAUGGCCGCCGCGAUAACCGACCGGUAAGCUGUCUAGGAAUGUCGGCCUUCUCCGUCGUGUCGUCUCCCUUUCUAUUUUAUUCCUGUCUCUCUUCUCCUCCC
Messenger RNA from Frieseomelitta varia, 911 nucleotides. RefSeq lists its product as uncharacterized. Bases 84 to 629 code for a protein of 181 amino acids. Lineage: Eukaryota; Metazoa; Arthropoda; Insecta; Hymenoptera; Apidae. The transcript has 2 exons. The record is from RefSeq and is a predicted model, not a curated record.